Messenger RNA from Alnus glutinosa, 3081 nucleotides. RefSeq names its product beta-galactosidase 8-like. Gene Ontology annotation, molecular function: carbohydrate binding; beta-galactosidase activity. The transcript has 19 exons. The record is from RefSeq and is a predicted model, not a curated record. Gene Ontology annotation, cellular component: vacuole; cell wall. NCBI's taxonomy places the organism in Eukaryota, Viridiplantae, Streptophyta, Magnoliopsida, Fagales, Betulaceae. Gene Ontology annotation, biological process: carbohydrate metabolic process. The coding region runs from base 362 to 2905 and encodes 847 amino acids.
UAGAAGAGAGUAGGAAGAAGAAGAAGAAGAUAGACGACGCCGACGCCGACGCCGACGCUGACGACGGCGAUGAUGAUGAUGAUGAUGACGCGCUCUUAGGCGGAGGUGACGUGUACUCUCCGGCUUAGCUUAGCUUAGCUUAGCUGCUCCCAGUUGAUUUCCUUGCCUCCAAGAUAACAAAGCGGGCAAGCAAGAUCAUCAAACAAAGCAUCAUCCAAAGCAAUGUUUCAAAUAAAGCAAGCAAAUAACUUGCUUUUAAGCCAUUAACCGCUGUUUCAACGAAUAAUAAAAAAAAAAGUGUUACUACUUACAACGAUACAAAAAGAAACUAAAGAAAAACUUGUCUCAUCCGCGCGCAGCCAUGAGAGGGGCAGGGUUUCUGUCAGUGCUGUGCUGGGUGCUGCUGACGACGUCGUUUGCUGCCAACUUGACGUACGAUCACAGAGCGCUGGUGAUCGACGGCAAGCGGCAGGUCUUGAUCUCCGGCUCCAUUCAUUACCCUCGCAGCACUCCCGAGAUGUGGCCGGAUUUGGUUAAAAAAUCCAAGGACGGAGGAUUGGAUGUGAUCGAGACCUACGUUUUCUGGAACUUGCACGAGCCAGUUCGAAACCAGUAUGACUUCAAGGGAAGGAAGGAUUUGGUGAAAUUUGUGAAGACUGUUGCGGAUGCUGGUCUUUAUGUUCAUCUUCGUAUUGGUCCCUAUGUAUGCGCCGAAUGGAACUAUGGUGGUUUUCCUCUAUGGUUGCAUUUUAUACCCGGAAUUGAGUUUCGAACUGAUAAUGAGCCGUUCAAGGCAGAAAUGAAGCGAUUCACGGCCAAGAUUGUGGACAUGAUGAAGCAGGAGAAACUUUACGCCUCUCAGGGCGGACCUAUCAUUUUAUCUCAGAUAGAGAAUGAGUAUGGAAAUAUUGAUUCAGCAUAUGGGUCUGCUGCCAAAUCUUAUAUCAGUUGGGCAGCAUCCAUGGCUACAUCUUUGGAUACAGGGGUGCCCUGGGUCAUGUGCCAACAAGCAGAUGCUCCUGAUCCCAUUAUCAACACUUGCAAUGGAUUUUACUGUGACCAAUUCAAACCUAAUUCUGACAAGAAGCCAAAAAUGUGGACUGAGAAUUGGAGUGGAUGGUUUCAAUCAUUCGGUGGUCCUAUGCCCUACAGACCUGUGGAAGACCUUGCAUUUGCUGUGGCUCGCUUUUUCCAGCUUGGUGGAACUUUCCAAAAUUAUUAUAUGUACCAUGGUGGUACUAACUUUGGCCGGACUACUGGUGGACCCUUCAUUUCCACAAGUUAUGAUUAUGAUGCUCCAAUUGAUGAGUAUGGGAUUCUUAGACAACCAAAGUGGGGUCACUUAAAAGAUGUCCAUAAGGCAGUAAAGCUUUGCGAAGAAGCAUUGGUGGCCACUGAUCCAAAGGUUACUUCUCUUGGUCCAAACUUGGAGGCCACAGUUUAUAAAGCAGGAUCCAGAUGUGCUGCUUUUCUUGCCAAUGUGGGCACCCAGUCUGAUGCAACUGUGAAUUUCAAUGGCAAUUCAUAUCACUUGCCUGCAUGGUCCGUGAGCAUUUUACCUGACUGCAAGAAUGUAGUUCUUAAUACUGCAAAGGUUAACUCUGUGGCUAUGAUUCCAAGCUUCAUUCAUCAAUCUUUGAGUGGCAAUGUUGAUUCCUCUGAAGCAUUAGGCUCAGAUUGGAGCUGGAUAAAUGAACCAGUGGGUAUCUCAAAGGAUGAUGCAUUUGUCAAACUUGGACUAUUGGAGCAAAUAAAUACUACAGCUGAUAGAAGUGACUACUUAUGGUACUCAUUAAGCACUAAUAUUAAAGGUGAUGAGCCUUUCCUUGAAGAUGGAUCUCAAACAGUUCUCCAUGUGGAAUCAAUUGGUCAUGCCCUUCAUGCUUUUAUUAAUGGGAAGCUUGCAGGGAGCGGAAAAGGUAACAGUGGCAACGCUAAGGUUGCAGUGGAGAUCCCCAUUGCACUUGUAGCUGGGAAGAACGCAAUUGAUCUCCUCAGUUUGACAGUGGGACUUCAGAACUAUGGAGCUUUUUUUGAGAAAAGUGGUGCGGGUAUCACUGGUCCAGUAAAGCUGAAAGGCACAAAAAAUGGCACUACUGUUGAUCUUUCUUUUCAGCAAUGGACAUAUCAGGUUGGACUUAAAGGUGAAGAAUUAGGUCUGUCUAGUGGAAGUUCUUCACAGUGGGUUUCACAACCUACCUUGCUCAAGAACCAACCCUUGACUUGGUACAAGACAAAGUUUGAUGCGCCUGCUGGAAAUGAUCCAGUUGCAGUAGACUUUACAGGGAUGGGGAAAGGUGAGGCAUGGGUGAAUGGACAAAGCAUUGGACGGUAUUGGCCGACAUAUAUCGCUUCAAAGGGUGGUUGUACUGACUCUUGCAAUUACCGAGGAUCUUACAGUUCAAACAAAUGCCUCAAGAACUGUGGGAAGCCAUCUCAGACACUGUACCAUGUACCCCGUUCAUGGUUGCAAACGAGUGGCAACACUCUUGUACUUUUUGAGGAAAUCGGCGGUGAUCCAACACAGAUAUCUGUUGCCACAAGACAGAUUGGAAGUUUGUGCUCGCAUGUGUCAGAGUCUCACCCAUCACCUAUAGAAACAUGGAAUGCAGAUUCAAGUUCAGGAAUGAAAUUAGGGCCUACACUAUCAUUGGAGUGCCCAUUUCCUGGUCAGGUCAUGUCUUCAAUCAAGUUUGCAAGUUUUGGGACUCCACAUGGGAUUUGUGGGGCCUUUAGACAUGGCCAGUGCAGCAGCAAGAGGGCUCUUUCCAUUGUACAGAAGGCUUGCAUUGGAUCAAAGAGUUGUAGAAUUGGAGUAUCAAUUAAUACGUUUGGUGACCCUUGUGAAGGAGUAACAAAGAGUUUAGCAAUAGAAGCUUCCUGUACACAGAGAGACAUCCUCUGAACCUUCAAUUUAUUGAUUAUAAGAGUAGACUCUCCGCAUAAGCUUCCAAGUGAAUAAGCUUUUUACUGGCUAUUAUUGUAGAAUGAAUCCCUACAGGAGGAAGGAAAGGUAUCUCAUGAGUCAUACCUCAUUGUAUUCUUGAAAGAAUAAUAUAUAAUUACACUCUUUGGGACUUC